AUGGAGGAUACAGAUCUUGCCUUGGGGCUCUUUCCUCGCUGGUGGCUCCCUAACUUUCAACGACCUGAUAUUUCUGGCUCGAGGCGAUCUGGCAUUGGAGAUGGAACUGCUGAGGGUCACAAGUGCUCUGGCUGUGGAAAGACUUACCUCUGGAGAUCUACAUUAACAAGACAUCGUCAGUAUGAGUGUGGUGUCAUUCCCCCCCAGGAAGGAAUUGAAAAAAAAAAUACUCUUGUCUUAAUAGGAUUGCAGCUUCUUAAUGAGAAAAAUGAUUACAACUAUUGGUGUGACAGAACUCCAGAUAUUUCCAAGAUGGAUGAGGAAACUCGAAAAAUGUGGGUUGAUUCUCAGGGUGAGAUUGUUAUGAAUGAUUUUGAACCGAAAAGACGUUUUCAUAACCAUGGUGUCUACCCAUGUGACCGCUGUGGUCGUACUUAUGUACGCAAAGACUCAUUAUCACGUCAUCUUCAAUGGGAGUGUGGUAAAGAACCUCAGUUUCAGUGCCCCUUCUGUCCUCAAAAAUGUAAAAGAAAGUCACAUCAACUGAGGCAUAUACAACGGCAGCAUCAAGAUAAAAUGCAUCUGUUAACGGACAGAGACAAUGAUCUUGAGGAUCUCAUUAAGUAACCAUUAAAUGACUUGUCAGAAAUGUUGUCUAGUAUGUGACUUUCAAAUUUGGCGGUAUCAAUUAUUUCAGUGAUAAAUCAUUGAUCAAAUACUUUUGAUGAUUCCUCCUGAGUGAAAUAGGGUAAUUAACAAUCCUAUUAUUAUUUUGCCCUGCAUAUAACAUUAUAUUUUUACCAAUGUCUUUCCUUAAAUUAAAUGAAGAUUGUUAUUUUGUAGAUGGAGUCUGUGAAGAUUGUUACUAUCAGUGUUUAUUUUAUAAUCCCUGUUAUAACUAGAAUGUCUCUUCAUUGAAAUUUAAAUUGUUUUACCCUUUUGCUCAUGUUUUGUCUCCUUUGGGUUUUUGAAAUGAAAGGUGUUGACCACUGAAUGCAAAUCUAUACCUUCUUACAAUUGUUUCAAUGUUUGGUUUGCCUCAUAGUUUUUAUCUUGUUCUGUGUUUUAUAUUAUAUUCCAAAAAGUAAUAUUUUUUUACCUCUAGUUAAGUUUUAAUCAUAUGUGGUGGGUCCCAAUUACGUUCUAUUAAAACACUUAUCUUUCUGUUGUCAGUGCGAAAGAGUUAACACUAAGCCAGACUUAUCUUUGGUCCUUAUGAUAAUAUUUUCUUUAUCUUCUUCUUGUUUUGUUAAGUGGCAUUUGGAUGUAAAGUGUUGUUAACCAAAAUUUUGGUGCCAUUAUCAAGGUAAAGAAGGGAAAACCAUUAAUUCUUUGGGAUCAAAUAUGAUUUAUAUUUAAAAUUGAAGAUCCUGUUUGUAAUGCUCCCUUGCGAGCAGUUGAUAAGAUUCUAUUAAUGUUGAUUAUUUACAAAGAUUUCUCAAAAUAUCUCUUGCUAUGAGUAGUUCUUUUUUCUUUCAGAUCUAACUUUCAGUUUAAAAAAAGUAACCAAUUUUCAUCUAAUAAGUAAUAAUGUUUGUUUAUCCUUUCUGAUUGUCAUACAUGUCAGUUACAAAUGUUGGUGAAUGUCUUACUCUCAUCUGUUACAUGUUAUUUUCAGUCUAUAUUGUUGUGUGAACAUACAGUGCAUUUCAUAACUAUAAUUACUAAACCAUUCUGGAAUGUCAUAAGGUUAUCUAUCAUUAAAAAGUACAACUACAAAAAAAA
This is a messenger RNA of Frankliniella occidentalis (western flower thrips), 1725 nucleotides long. RefSeq names its product zinc finger protein with KRAB and SCAN domains 4-like. Gene Ontology annotation, biological process: regulation of transcription by RNA polymerase II. The record is from RefSeq and is a predicted model, not a curated record. The coding region runs from base 1 to 627 and encodes 208 amino acids. Gene Ontology annotation, molecular function: DNA-binding transcription factor activity; RNA polymerase II cis-regulatory region sequence-specific DNA binding. The transcript is spliced from 4 exons. Lineage: Eukaryota; Metazoa; Arthropoda; Insecta; Thysanoptera; Thripidae.